GCACACUCGAGGCGCACACGGGGCCAGUCCAAGUGCAGCCUCGCUCAGCGUGGGAGCAGCCGAUUCGUCCCUGCCCGCGACUCUUUCCAUCUCCACGACCUUCCCAAUCGCAGGUGCACGCUAUAGAGCGAGGUGAGAGGGAUGGGCUGGUGUCGGCUGGUGAGCACGGCCGCCCUGCUGGUGCACGUGGCCAGCCCCCAGAGUGGCCUGGCCUACGGCACCAACGUCCAGCGGCUCUCGCGGGCGCACUUCGAGUUCUCCCUCGACCUGUACCGCCACUUGAUCGACGCGCCCGGCGGCCGCGAGAAUGUCCUCUUUUCGCCCUACUCCAUUUACAACGUGCUGUCCAUGCUGUUCCUCGGCGCCGGGGCCAGCUCGGACACCUCGAGGCAGCUCAGGGAGGCUUUGCACUACACCAACCUCAGCUAUGCCGAGGUCCACAACGCGUUCAAACUGGUGCUCGAGAAUUUCCAGGACUCUUAUUACAACGACACGGUGCUGCUGGCGAACGGCGUGUUCCGGCAAACGGGCGUCGGCGUGUCCUCGUACUAUGAACGCGCCCUUGAGGAAUUCUACAAAACGCGAAUGGACCAGCUGGACUUUGCCGGAGACGAAGAGGGCUCGCGCAACUACAUCAACGACUGGGUUUCGCAGCACACCGGACAGCGGAUCCAGCAACUGCUGACCAAGACGCUGGCCGCCGACACGCAGCUCGUGCUGGUCAACGCGCUGGCAAUGAGGGCGCGAUGGCUUUUCAGCUUCGACGAGGCGCACACUUUUGCCAAGGGGCUUUUCUACAUCAACUCUCAAAGAAGAUUUGAAAUUCCCAUGAUGAUCGGCAAGUUCAAGUUGCCGCUGGGCUACAGUCAAGACCUGGAGUGCCGAGUCCUGGAAAUCCCCUUCAAGGAGCGUCGCAUCAGUUUGUUCAUUUUGCUUCCGGACGACCUGGACCGAGGUCUGGCCAGACUCGAGGAACACAUGUCCUCCGACACCAUCAAGGCGCUUUUCUCCACCCUCAAGGACGAGAUGGUGAACAUCCGGCUUCCUCGUUUCCGGGUGUCCCAGAGCGCCAACUUAGUGGAGGCGUUGGUGCGAAUGGGCGUCACAGACAUCUUCUCUGCGACGAAAGCUGACUUUUCCGGCAUGUCUGACGAGCGCAGCGUUCACAUCAGCGACAUUGCACACAAGACAAUUCUGGAAAUUCGUGAGAGCGGCGCAGAUGCAGCAGCCGCAACGGCAACCGGUCUCGAACGGAUAGGCUCAUUUGGUGACAAGUACUUUGAGGUUGACCACCCUUUCCUCUUCUUCAUCUGGGACUAUCGCAGCGGAAUCGUGCUUUUCAUGGGCAGAGUUGCCGACCCGACGCCCAUCACCGAGUGAAAAUUCACCUGAAAUUUUGGUGUUUCAAAUUGCAGCUUUUGAAUUGGUGACACACAUAAUCAGAUUUUUUAACGUUUAGAACUAUGGGCGUCCAAGGUUCACGCUUGACAACUCAUUCGGCUGAAAAGAAAAGUUUUUGUUUCAAUUUUUUUUUAUUUAAAUUAUAUUUCUUCAUAAUUAAUGUGCCAAUGUAAAUAGAAUGUUGCCAACUUUGAGGGAGGAAAAUUUGUUUCGUUUUUAACUUAAUUUACCCAGAUUAUUUUGUUUCGUUUGAUGGUGUAUUCGCUGCAAAGUUUGUUUAUUGAAAUUUUCUUAAAUUAUAGAUCUCAUAGUGUUUAUACUGUGUGCAUGCAAUGGUCACAAUUUCUGCCGAUUUUCCAUUAAUUGAAAGAAAAAGGUAUACACACUAACAAAACUUAAUUGCACAUCAACAUAAUUAUAUAAUUAGCCUAUAAUUAUAAUUGAUUACAAAAGCAAGAUAGAUUUGCAGGUACGUAGCGACAAAGUGAGUUGAAAAAUUUGUAAAGUAUAUGAUAAUUAAAAUUCAAAAGUAAC
Neocloeon triangulifer is the source of this 1935-nucleotide messenger RNA. Its product is annotated as leukocyte elastase inhibitor-like. Gene Ontology annotation, molecular function: serine-type endopeptidase inhibitor activity. Lineage: Eukaryota; Metazoa; Arthropoda; Insecta; Ephemeroptera; Baetidae. The transcript is spliced from 6 exons. Bases 142 to 1380 code for a protein of 412 amino acids. The record is from RefSeq and is a predicted model, not a curated record.